Messenger RNA from Fonsecaea erecta, 1746 nucleotides. RefSeq lists its product as hypothetical. Gene Ontology annotation, molecular function: ATP binding; ATP hydrolysis activity. Gene Ontology annotation, biological process: protein quality control for misfolded or incompletely synthesized proteins. The record is from RefSeq and is a predicted model, not a curated record. Gene Ontology annotation, cellular component: mitochondrion; cytoplasm. The coding region runs from base 1 to 1746 and encodes 581 amino acids. Lineage: Eukaryota; Fungi; Ascomycota; Eurotiomycetes; Chaetothyriales; Herpotrichiellaceae. The transcript is spliced from 2 exons.
AUGAAGGCCUCUGUACGGCCCAUUGGCACCACCACCUUCCAGACCUACGUAAGAGCUCUGCUCUCCGAUACCGCAGCCCGCCCACCGGGGCGCUCGAUAUGCACCGACUGUCUGAACACUUUGCGACGGCAGAGAAAAGGGUUGAGAACCUCGUCUCGCCAGAUCCACGUGGCCAGCAAUGGGCGAACUUCCAGGCAUCUUCGAGAGGCCGUCCGCGCAGCGAGAUCGGUCGCGCGACUGCAUCAGCGACAGCUCGCCACCGUGACUGACGUAUCCGCUCGCGGACCCCUGGAGGAGUACGACGAGAGAGUGCAUACACGGCGUCUGAGGGAGGAUGAGCAUCAGAGAACCCUGGUAGAACACCUCCAAGAUCUCCACGAGACUCUGAAAGAGUACAACCCUCCCAAGAUCGUGCAUCCGGACAUCAAUGACCUGCAACCGCCCAAGAAAUCGCUCUUUGGCUCCCUGUUCGGCGGCAAAACCAAGAAGAAAGCCAUUGGCGAAAUACCACUGAAUCUGCCCAAAGGACUGUACAUGUAUGGCGAUGUUGGUUCGGGUAAAACCAUGCUGAUGGACCUCUUCUUCGACACGUUACCUCCGAACAUUACCUCCAAGACGCGCAUCCAUUUCCACAAUUUUAUGCAAGAUGUACACAAGCGGUUACACAAGGUCCGAAUGCAAUAUGGCAACGAUUUUGACGCCGUUCCGUUCAUCGCGGCAGAUAUCGCCGAGACUGCCCAGGUCCUCUGCUUCGACGAGUUUCAAGUGGUGGACGUGGCCGACGCCAUGAUCCUCCGGCGUUUGAUCGAAGCCCUCAUGUCACACGGCGUCGUCCUGGUCACGACCUCGAAUCGGCACCCAGACGAUCUCUACAAAAAUGGGAUUCAGCGCCAGUCCUUUAUCCCCUGCAUUAACCUCCUGAAGAAACAACUCAAGGUCAUCAAUCUUGAUUCCCAGACCGACUAUCGCAAACUCCCGAGACCUCCUUCAGGAGUAUACCACCAUCCGCUCGACCGGGCUGCCGUCUCUCAUGCAAAUAAAUGGUUCCGUUUCCUGGGCGACCCAGAAAACGAUCCACCACACCCCACGACCAUCACUGUCUGGGGUCGCGAAGUCCCAAUUCCGCUGGCCUCGGGUCGUUGCGCCAAGUUCACUUUCCACGAGCUGAUUGGUCGCGCGACGGGUGCCGCCGAUUACAUUGAGAUGAUGCGGAGUUUUGAUGCGUUUAUCGUCACCGACGUGCCCGGCAUGACCCAUAGAGAACGCGACUGGGCCAGGCGAUUUAUCACAUUUAUCGAUGCGGUGUAUGAAUCCCAUGCCAAGCUCGUUCUGACGACCGCCGUCCCCCUGUCCCAGCUUUUUGUGUCCAAGACCGAGCUUGACGAGUCCCUGAAUAAAGUCACCGACAAAGUUCAGAACGACACAACUGGUGCCUCCAAGGAAGAGCAUGCGGUUGUGCAAGAAGUCAAGAAGGCCACGGGACGAGAGGAGGAAGGGGCAGAUGUGGAUGACGUGAUGCGCAAUCUCAUGGACGAUCUGGGAAUGAACAUGAGCAUGCUGAAGCAGAGCUCCCUCUUCAGCGGCGACGAAGAAAGGUUUGCGUUUGCACGGGCGCUCAGUCGCCUGAGCGAAAUGGGAAGUCAGGAGUGGGUGGAACGCGGGCUUGGUCUUGAGAAGAGAGGGGGACUGGAAGAGAAAGAAGGAUGGCAACGAGUCCGGAGCAGGUGGAGAGAGGACAGCCUGUGA